AUGCAAGGUAAUACAACACUCUCUGCUCUGAAGGGGAGUACAAUCACAAGUGUCGGAGAACUUCAGGGAUAUAUUAAUUAUAAUUGUAGGAAAAAGUAUUUCUCUAGUAUCACGGAAAUGUGUGAGACUUUUCUCACGAGAGGAGAAGAUCCAGUGAUUAGAUUGUGGCACUCUUAUAGUCAUUGUAUGCAAGGAAAUUUAACUGAAGCAAUAAAGGGAUACAACACGAUUAAGGAAAGAAAGGAGGUACAAUUAGCUGCGUAUAUUGGUUUGAUUUUUGCUCACGAACAAUCAGCUCACCAAGAUGAACAAGAAAUUGAAAAUUUAAAGACUUUUGUUGAAAUGGAAAAAGGAUCAGCUCAAAACUCUGCCAAACUUCAAGCAGCCAUGUUGUAUUUGCACAUGAGUGAAUUUGAUGAGGCAAGAAGUUUAUUGGAAGAUGAAAUUGAACUUGUGGAUUGUGAACAAUUGUUUGAUGCUUGUAUUAAAUUUGAUCCUAAAAAUGUGGAUGCUCUUAUGGGAAAAGUUUACAAUGCUGAAAAACAAAACAAGAUUCAACAGGCUAUUGAUAUUUGCAGUCAAGUCAGUUUAAGUUUUCCAAACUUCGUUCCUGCUCUGACUGAAAAAUGUGGAUUAUUAAUGCAAAUUGAUGAUUGGAACCAAUGCAGGGAUACAGCUCUGAGAAUUCAAAAACAAGAUCCUUCCAACGUUGAUGCCAUGUAUAUUAAUUUAUUAUUCUAUUUUGUUAAAGGAUCGCAAUAUGAGGAUCUUGUGAACCAGUUUAACGAAUUAUUCAAAUCAAUUACAAAGAAGGAAUCCAAGAAUGAUAAAUUAUGCUUCACUUUGGCUAAGACCUUCUACUCACUGACAGAAGGAAGGGAAGAACUGCUGAAGAGAUGUCUCGAUUUAUUGAAUUUGGCAAAGAAGGCAAAUCCUAUUGAGGCAGACUAUUUCAUUCUUCAAGGUUAUAUUCAAUUGACUAUGAGAGAUUUUAUCAAUUCGGAAACCUCAUUCAGAAAGGCAUUGGAACUCAAUGAAAGUAGUAUUGAAGCUAAUAAGGGGUUAUAUAAGUGUUUCAUUCUUCAAAAUAAGAAGGAAAUCGCAACUCAAUACAAGGAUUUCCUUGGAGAUAUUGAAUUGAUGGAAGACGACGAAGAUGAAGUACAAGAAGAUACAACAGAAAGCAGAGCUGAACUCUUAUUCUUGGGAGCUUUAUACGAGCAAAGAUGUAACAAGAAUUCGGAAAACUUUACCAAAUCUCUCAAUGAUGUAUUCUCACUACACGAGAAGGAAAUUAGAGUCAAGAAGAAGGGCUUGGAAUACUAUGCUGCUCUCAAUGCGCAAUUCAUUCUUGAAGUUGUAAAUGAAUUGAUGAGACUGAGUCCAAGUGAGCCUUUAAAUCCAACUGAUCCUCCAACUGAAGAAUUGGUUCUUGCUUCAAGAAUUUUGACAUUCCUUACUGCAGAAGUUUCUGGUCUCAUCCUUCCUCAAUUACUCUUGGCCAAGACCAAGUUUGUUAUGAGAGAUUUUGAAUCAUCCCAAAGAAUUUUAUCCAGAGUUUUACAAUUUGACAAUAAGAGUUCGCAAGCCCACAUCUUGUUGGCCCAAAUUGCCCACCACCAAGAAAACUAUGCUCUCGCCACAACAGAACUUGAAAGAGCUAUCAGUUAUGAUUUCUCAGUAACCAAGCAAUGUGACUACAACCUCUUGAAGGCCAAGGUUUUAGCAGCAAAGGGAGAAACAAAAGAUGCCAUUCAAAACCUUGAAAGAAUUCUCAAAACUGAAAUCACUCAAAGAAAGAUCAGUGACGAUGAAUUGGUUUCAAUUUUCCUUGAACUCUCCUCUAUUCACUCCAGAAGAAACGAAUAUGUUGAAGCUGCCAAGUACAUUGAACAGGCCCUCGAAAAGUUCCAAAGAACAGAACAAGAAGGUCGUAUCAUUAUUGCAAAUGCAAGACUUUCAAUUAGCAGAAAUGAUUUUGAAAGCGCUAUUUCAAUCCUUCAAUCUGUUCCAGCAGAUUCUGGUUAUUUCAUGUUGGCCAAAUCUGAAAUUGCUAGAAUUUACCUCAACAGAAACGAUAAGAGAGCCUAUGCCAAGUGUUACGAAGAACUAGUUGAGAAGGCAACCAAAUCAGCAUCUGGAUAUUUGUGCCUUGGUGAUGCUUACAUGAAGAUCCAAGAACCAGAAAAAGCCAUUGAAGCAUACCAAGAGGCUCUCAGUCUUGAUCAGAAGAAUCUUGCUUUGAGAAAUAAGAUUGCAAAGUCAUUUGUUCUUGUGCACAAUUACGAUGAGGCCAUCUCUUGUUAUAAGGAUGCUAUUGAGAUGGAUCCAAAUAACACUGAUGCAAGAUAUGAAACUGCUCAAUUAUAUUUGAAAUUGAGAAAAUCAAGAGAAUCCGAAGCUGUCCUAAUGGAAUCGAUUGGUGUUCUUGAUAAUAAGAGACUUAAUCACAUUAGUGGUAUGGCCAUGUAUGUUAAGAUUUAUUUGUUGUUGUCCAAAGUUCACAGCAAGAUGGGUGAUCUUAAAGUUGCCAUGACAGAUCUCGAGCAAGCAAAGUCUAUGCAAGUUAAAAUUCUUUCCAGAUUACAAAACUCUCAACAAGAUACUCUCUAUUCAGAAAAACAAAUUACUGCCAAGAUUUGCUAUGAAUUGGGAGAAUAUCAUUUGAGAUCUGAUACCAAGAAAGCUAUGGCUCUUUUCAGAGAAGGUCUUCAAUACGAUGAAACUCACGAGAAGAGUAUGCUUGCCCUAGCUGAGUUGUCAUUGAAGGAUAAUGAUAUCGAGAGCUGUCACAGCUAUUGCACUAGUUUGUUGAGACUGAAUAAGGCUCACGAACAAGCUACAAUUAUGAUGGCUGAUAUCAUGUUCAGAAAUAACAAAUUUGAAGAUGCUAUCGAACACUUCCAAGCAUUCCUUCAAAACAAGCCAAAUAACUACAAAGCUUUGGUGAAAUUAAUCACUCUAUUGAGAAGAGCUGGUCGAUUGGAACAAGCUGAACAAUUCUUGAUCAAUGCCAAGAACUUCUCACCAAAGGAAGAAUAUGAUCCUGGAUACAAUUAUUGUAAUGGUAUUUAUCAUUUGUACAGAAACAAUGCAAGAGAAUCACUUGUUUGGUUUAACAGAGCUCGUAAGAGUGGUGAAUGGGGAGAAAGUGCUACAGUUCUAAUGAUUGAAACUUACCUCAGUCCAGAAACCACAACAGAAUCUCUCGAUGAAAAUGCGCCAAAGAGAUUAUCGAGCGAAAAUCGUUCAGAAAGUCUCGCUGCUGCAGAGAGAUUAUUGGAAGAGCUCACCACUGUGAACACAUCAACAAUGAAGAAGAAGACCCUCCAAGGUUAUCUUAAAAUUGCUAAAUGUAAAUCAAAGGAAGAAAUUGAAAAGGCCAUUCCUGCAUUUGGUGACAUUCUAUCAGUUGAGACUGAUUAUGUUCCUGCUCUAGUUGCUAUUUCUUAUGCUUUUGAAAGGAGUAAGCAAACAGCUAAGGCUAGACAAAUGUUAAAGAGAAUCUCCAAGAUGGAAGUUAAAACUGGAUGGGAAGAUGAUUUUGAAAGAGGUUGGCUUCUCCUUGCAGAGAUUAAUAUUGCAAGUAGCAAAACCGAUGUAGCUCAGGAACUUAUAAAGAAGGUUCUGGAAAUUAAUAAGUCUUGCUCUAAGGCAUGGGAACUUAACGGUCUUAUUUACGAGAAGGAAGGUCAAUUCCAAGAAGCCGCUGCUUCCUACGACAAGGCAUGGCUCCUUUCAAAUGAAUCUUCUCCAAACGUUGGAUACAAAUUGGCUUUCAAUCUUCUCAAAGCAAAGAGAAACAUUGAAGCCAUUGAUAUUUGUCACAAAGUUCUAUUGAAACAUCCAAAUUAUCCAAAGAUUAAGAAGGAUGUUUUAGAUAAGGCAAGACAAUCUAUCAGGCCUUAA
Naegleria gruberi is the source of this 3909-nucleotide messenger RNA. RefSeq lists its product as uncharacterized. The coding region runs from base 1 to 3909 and encodes 1302 amino acids. Gene Ontology annotation, molecular function: protein binding. Gene Ontology annotation, cellular component: intraciliary transport particle A. The record is from RefSeq and is a predicted model, not a curated record. Gene Ontology annotation, biological process: intraciliary retrograde transport; protein localization to cilium. The transcript has 2 exons. Lineage: Eukaryota; Heterolobosea; Eutetramitea; Acrasida; Naegleriidae.